CAAAGUUCGUCAUUUACUCCACAACUAAAUACGAUCUUGAAGCUUGGUGGAUGCUCUCCUGAGGCUCAGCUCCAACAAUGGAACUGAUGUGCGCUACGUCAAGCAUCCAGACGGUCUCGAAUCUCUCCAGGACUCGCCAAUUGAUCACCCACCGAUGCAUCCUCUCUCCACCGACCCGGUUGUGUGCCUCCCUUCCCUGUUGAAAUGCAGGAACGCGCAACGCGCCCUUGUCUCCCGCCACAUUUGCAACGCGCCUCACUGACGGCCUCCCAACACAGUGACCAGACCGCCGAGUGUUCUAAACUCACUCAAAGCCACAGUCUAGAAGGCCGCGGCGAAUAUCGGAAUCAGUGGGGCACUAAUUACUGGCAGCAACUGGUAUCGAUCUGACCUUGGCUGGGAUGGCAGGGCCCGUGGCGCGCGUGCUGGCUGCUUUCGGGUAUGCUAGAUGACGCGCACCUCUCCCCACAAUUUCGUCGAUGGACAGGGCCACGACCUCGUAUGGGAUGCAUGUGCGGACUGCUCGGGAACUCACCGUGGAGGAGAGGUGUUUCACGCCAGGCUGGCAAACAGAAUUGGCCUAGUGGACGGACUCUUCCUUGAUGCUGUGUAGAGAUACAAAAUACGCCGUCUUCCUUGCUGUUGUCAACUGCUGCUGCCAUCGUGCUUCUGAGGCUGGAUCGUUCCACACCGUUGGACCCCAGAUCGAAAGACCCCUACCCCGCAAAACCUCCCGCUCACAACACUGAAUCCUCUGCAAACGACACGGCGCUCGAACACCGCCGUCACGCCUCUUCCAGCCAUGUCGACCGUAGAUUCAAUCCGCAAAACGCCCAGCGAAACAGGUACACCACACCGACCCUUCCACACAGCACACAGCCCACCACUAACACACCCCAGAAAUAGCAAACACCCUCUCGACGCUAAAGCUCUCCACCACCGAACCGCAAAAGCCGCUGCACAAGCCAAAAUCCA
Didymella exigua CBS 183.55 is the source of this 975-nucleotide messenger RNA. RefSeq lists its product as uncharacterized. The transcript has a single exon. The record is from RefSeq and is a predicted model, not a curated record. The coding region runs from base 449 to 613 and encodes 54 amino acids. Lineage: Eukaryota; Fungi; Ascomycota; Dothideomycetes; Pleosporales; Didymellaceae.